Mercurialis annua (annual mercury) is the source of this 1825-nucleotide messenger RNA. RefSeq names its product beta-glucosidase 24-like. NCBI's taxonomy places the organism in Eukaryota, Viridiplantae, Streptophyta, Magnoliopsida, Malpighiales, Euphorbiaceae. Bases 28 to 1620 code for a protein of 530 amino acids. Gene Ontology annotation, biological process: carbohydrate metabolic process. Gene Ontology annotation, molecular function: beta-glucosidase activity. The record is from RefSeq and is a predicted model, not a curated record. The transcript is spliced from 13 exons.
CAUCGCAUAGAUAAUAAGCUUAUAGCUAUGGCUACUCGAAGAUCUCUUGUUUUAGGAAUGCUUAUGAUAAGCUUACUGUGUUCUCCACAGUCAGCAGUAGGAGAUGACAUUCCAGAUGAUUUUAAUAGCACUUAUUUUCCUACUGGUUUCUAUUUUGGAUCUUCCACUUCUGCUUACCAGAUUGAAGGGCAAGCAAACAAGAAGUGCAGAGGACCCAGUAUGUGGGAUACAUUUGCCCACAAUUAUCCAGAGAGGAUAGCUGAUGGUAGCAAUGGCGAUGUGGCAGAUGAUUUCUACCACCAUCACAGGCAUGAUAUUCAAUUGAUGGCCGGUAUGGGUCUGAAUUCUUUCAGAUUGUCGAUUUCGUGGUCAAGGGUAAUACCUAGUGGGAGGAUCAAAGAAGGAGUGAACGAGGAAGGAAUACGAUUCUACAAUAGGGUUAUCAAUGAAACAAUAGCGCGAGGGUUGGAGCCUUUUGUGACUAUUUUUCAUUGGGAUGUUCCUCAAGCCCUAGUAGACAGCUACGGUGGCUUCUUAAGCCGUGCCAUAGUGGAGGAUUAUAAAGAUUUUGCAGAGCUUUGCUUCCAAAAGUUUGGGGAUCGAGUGAAAUAUUGGAUAACCGUAAAUGAACCAUGGACUUUCUCCUUAUAUGGUUAUGACCAGGGUACUUUGGCCCCCGGCCGAUGUUCAUCUUGGGUGAACAAAGCAUGUCAAGCUGGAAAUUCAGCAACUGAGCCUUACAUAGUUAACCAUAAUCUCAUUUUUGCUCAUGCAACUGCUGUCCGACUCUAUAGGGAAAAAUUUCAGGCAACGCAAAAUGGGAAGAUCGGUAUGACACUUGUUACCUUCUGGUAUGAACCCUAUAACUCUUCGGACUAUGCUGAUCAGGAUGCAGCUAAAACAGCCAUAGAUUUUAUGUUCGGUUGGUUCAUGGACCCUGUGACAUACGGUCAGUACCCGAGAAGCAUGCAAAAGCUAGUUGGACGUCGAUUACCAAAGUUUGUGGGCAAUGAAGCUGAAUUCGUGAAAGGAACAUAUGAUUUUCUUGGAUUAAACUACUACACUGGAUAUUAUGCUUCUGCUAAUUUUACUGCUGAUCCUAAUCCGGAUCAUAUUAGUUAUUCGACCGACAGUCAUGUCACUGUAACGCCUUAUAGAAAUGACAUACCCAUUGGUAACGCAACUGCGGUUAGUUGGCUAUAUGUCUAUCCAGAAGGUGUUCGGUACCUUUUGAAUUAUACUAAAGAUACCUACAAAAACCCAGAUAUCUACAUUACUGAAAUUGGUCUAGGUGAGGCCAAAAAUGAAACAUCACCAGACAAUCUGGAAGAUCCUUGGAGGAUAGAUUAUUAUAAAUCUCAUCUCUGGAAUAUUCUUGGAUCUAUUGACAAUUACACGGUUCCGGUAAAAGGGUUCUCUAUGUGGUCAUUUAUGGACAACUAUGAGUGGGGAAGUGGUUAUACUUUGAGAUUCGGAUUGUUCUAUGUAGACUACGAGAAUAAGUUGGCCCGACUUCCAAAAGCAUCAGUCAAUUGGUUCAAGAAUUUCUUCAAUGUAGGAUCCCCUAAAUCGGGCUCUAUUAAGAUCAACCCUUUGCCCAUCAAUGUCACAGAUGCUUAGUUAAUAGGCUCUACUAUGAGUCUUUUUAUUUGAAGUUUGGCUUUAUGAGAGUGAGUUUGUUUUUGGUUAUGUAUUAUGGAGCUUACGUUAAGAGUGUAAGAAGAGUCUUAAGUUAGUAUUAAGUUUGUGUGCGUGCGAGACUAUCUUUAAGUCUUGUGAUCUUGAAUAAAUAAUAUAAGCCUACUGCUGCUUGUUUUGUGUCAAA